AUGUAUUCGCAAGCAUUGCGGGGUUGGUGCACAUUGGCCGCCUUAUUUUUGACAUCGAUCAGCGUAGAAAGCGAAGUGGUGCCCCAAAACAUAAGCUAUGCGAAGCUAUUUGGCACCGAACAGUUCCUCUUCGUUGGUUUGUCGAAGUGCUAUUUGAGCGCCGAACUCAGUCCACCACCAAGAAAUUUGAUUGCACAGCAGUAUACAAUUCCAUGGCCUAGGAAACGUGUUGCAAGCAAAUAUUUUUUCGAAAAAGUCCACGUGAAUUUAGAAAAUUCCUACAGUUAUGUUGGUGGCAGUUUGCUUCAAGAACAAGUGGUAAGCUUACUUCUGCGGAUAGAGACUGCAGUACUUUUCGAUAGCCGGUACAGGACAGUUUAUGUGUUGAGGAAUAUGAGUAUGCAUGAGAGUGUCUUCGAUAUGGAAUGUGUAACGUUCUACAUGCAACUUAUGCCCGAUGGACGUUUAAUUUUCCAUCAACUGAAUGUUUUCCGUGAUGUCCAUCCCAGUAAUAUUGGACGUAUGUUGUGGACUGAAGAUCCUUAUCAUCGGAAGUUCUACUAUGCACAAAAGGAGAAAAACAAAAAGAUGACGAUUUAUUCGGUACCGUUCGGUGAUAUUCUGGAAACUUUAUUAGAUGGAAAACCGGGCGCACCAGUGCAAUCUUUCCAUGGCGAUGAUUUCCGCAACCUCUAUGGAUCAUUGAUGACCGUUGUGUGCAAUGGUACAAAUCCGGAUAUCCAGCAAUUUGAUCAAUCCAAUUCGUUGCGUCUGUUGUUCGACGAUGAUUUUUGCGCUCUGCAGAACGCCAACGGUGGCAAAUGUACAGUGCGGGGGAUGCGAAUUGUUGAAGAAGUGAUUAAGGAGGAUCAGGCGCUCUCUUCAUAUUUCUGGCUUAUUGCAUUGAUUAUUGCUCUUAUUUUGGUCAUAAUGGUCCUGUUGAUUUGCUUAUAUCGACGCCGUAACGUCAUGGAAACAACAUUCACAAAAAUGAACCGAUCACAAGUGCAGUAUUAUCCAACUUUCAGUUCCGAACGUUCUUUCGAUUACUGA
Molecule: messenger RNA, 1053 nt
Organism: Gongylonema pulchrum
Lineage: Eukaryota; Metazoa; Nematoda; Chromadorea; Rhabditida; Gongylonematidae
Source: the annotation of a GenBank genome assembly